Acomys russatus (golden spiny mouse) is the source of this 842-nucleotide messenger RNA. It is a transcript of the gene Rhou, whose product is annotated as ras homolog family member U. Gene Ontology annotation, molecular function: GTPase activity; GTP binding. Lineage: Eukaryota; Metazoa; Chordata; Mammalia; Rodentia; Muridae. Bases 16 to 801 code for a protein of 261 amino acids. The record is from RefSeq and is a predicted model, not a curated record. The transcript has 3 exons. Gene Ontology annotation, biological process: small GTPase-mediated signal transduction.
CGGCCGCCGCCCGCGAUGGCCCCGCAGCAAGGCCGGCCCGCGCUGCCCGCCCGCUGCGAGCCGCCGGCGGCGCCACCCGUACCGCCUCGCCGGGAGCGCGGGGGGCGCGGGGCGCGCGGGCCCGGGGGGUCCGGGGUCCGGGGCCGCGCGGGCGGCGCCGAGGGGCGCGGCGUCAAGUGCGUGCUAGUCGGCGACGGCGCGGUGGGCAAGACCAGCCUGGUGGUCAGCUAUACCACCAACGGCUACCCCACUGAAUACAUCCCCACGGCCUUCGACAACUUCUCGGCUGUGGUGGCAGUGGACGGGCGGCCUGUGAGACUGCAGCUCUGUGACACUGCAGGACAGGAUGAGUUUGACAAGCUGAGGCCCCUCUGCUACACCAACGCUGACAUCUUCCUGCUGUGCUUCAGUGUGGUCAGCCCCACCUCCUUCCAGAAUGUCAGUGAGAAGUGGGUACCGGAGAUCCGGUGCCACUGCCCUAAGGCCCCCAUCAUCCUGGUCGGGACACAGUCGGACCUUAGAGAAGAUGUCAAAGUGCUCAUCGAGCUGGACAAAUGCAAAGAGAAGCCAGUGCCCGAGGAGGCGGCCAGGCUGUGCGCCGAGGAGAUCAAAGCCGCCUCCUAUAUUGAAUGCUCAGCUUUGACACAGAAAAACCUCAAAGAGGUUUUUGACGCCGCCAUCGUUGCUGGCAUCCAGCACUCAGACUCCCAGCAACAGCCAAAGAAGUCUAAAAGCAGGACCCCGGAUAAGGUGCGGGACCUGUCCAAGUCCUGGUGGAGGAAGUAUUGCUGCCUGGCCUGACCCUCGCCGGCAGCUGGUGGUUAAGCUGUGGUCGUAGGACG